Xyrauchen texanus (razorback sucker) is the source of this 1200-nucleotide messenger RNA. Its product is annotated as caspase-7-like. The record is from RefSeq and is a predicted model, not a curated record. The transcript has 7 exons. Gene Ontology annotation, biological process: apoptotic process; proteolysis. Lineage: Eukaryota; Metazoa; Chordata; Actinopteri; Cypriniformes; Catostomidae. Bases 231 to 1184 code for a protein of 317 amino acids. Gene Ontology annotation, cellular component: cytoplasm.
UCGUCCUGGCUAGCUCGCAGUCUUUGAUACUGCUAUUGUAUUUAAUAAAUAAACAGGAAGUAUAUAAACAAUCGUUUUUACAUCCUACUAAGUGGCUCUGUUUCUUUAAAUAAAGCGAGACUAUCGGAAACUCAGCAGAAUCAGGACAGAGUGGAAGUAGUUUCGUUUUCUGUGUAGUGCUGAUCUUGAGCUGUACUUGGAAGAACAUUCCUCACAGAACUGAAGUUGAUAUGACAGAAAUAAUGGAUGAAGAAACUCUGACUGCUGAGAUAGAGGUGACAGAGGAGGAUCAAGAGAACUGUGGAGAAGGAGAUGUGACAGAUGCAAAACCUGACUGGAAAGGGAGAUUGAAACGUUUUGUCAGUAAGAAGAAGGAUGGCAAGUUGCAGGAAAAAGAGCAAUCUUCUGAAAGCCAUUACAAGAUUGAUUCACCAACAUUCCUGUAUAAGAUGAGCCACCAGCGCGUGGGCAAGUGCAUCAUCAUCAACAACAAGAACUUUGAUGAAAAGACAGGGAUGACUGUACGCAAUGGCACAGAUCGUGAUGCAGGAGAGCUGUUCAAAUGCUUUAAAAGCUUGGGCUUUGAAGUUUCCAUCUACAAUGACCAAACCUGUAAGAAUAUGGAACUGCUUCUUAAAGAAGUCUCAGACGAGGACCACAGUGACAGCUCCUGCUUCGCCUGCAUCCUGUUGAGUCACGGCGAGGAGGGCAUGAUUUACGGCACGGACGGAGCCGUGCCCAUCAAGAGCAUGACCUCGCUCUUCAAAGGAGACAUGUGCAAGAGCCUCGUGGGAAAGCCCAAGCUCUUUUUCAUUCAGGCUUGUCGAGGUUCUGAAUUUGAUGAUGGCUUACAGACGGACUCAGGGCCGCCCAAUGACACGAUAGAGACAGAUGCCAAUCCAAGACACAAGAUUCCAGUAGAGGCAGACUUCCUGUUUGCAUACUCUACUGUUCCUGGUUAUUACUCCUGGAGGAAUCCGGGAAGAGGGUCCUGGUUUGUCCAAGCCCUCUGUAAUGUUCUUAAUGAGUUCGGCAAGCAACUUGAGAUCAUGCAGAUCCUCACACGGGUCAACUACAUGGUGGCCACCAGCUUCGAGUCCUGGUCAGAGGACCCCCGUUUUAGCGAGAAGAAACAAAUACCCUGCGUGGUCUCCAUGUUGACUAAAGAGCUGUACUUCAACUGAUCUGAAUAGUCAAUUU